Messenger RNA from Xenopus laevis (African clawed frog), 8323 nucleotides. It is a transcript of the gene fndc3c.S, whose product is annotated as fibronectin type III domain containing 3C S homeolog. The transcript is spliced from 27 exons. The coding region runs from base 360 to 3977 and encodes 1205 amino acids. Gene Ontology annotation, cellular component: membrane. The record is from RefSeq and is a predicted model, not a curated record. Lineage: Eukaryota; Metazoa; Chordata; Amphibia; Anura; Pipidae.
GGCUGUUCCUGUCUGGCCGCCUAUGGCCGGCCCCUUUUGCGCCUGCGCACUCCCCGCAUUCCAGCAUGGCGCUGCAGUCCGGCAGUGGAGGAGCUGUGCACUGAGAUUGCAGCGGCACCGGGGACAGCAUUGAACAGUACGCGGACAUUGUGCGGAGCAAACUCAGCGCCGUUCCCUCCAUCGCUUCUUCCCAUUUCCCUCGCAACUAGGUCUCGGUGAAACAGAAGCCAGCUGAUUUCCAGACUUGUAAAGAAUCAAGAAAGGCUGUGUUGUUUCAAGAGACAAAACCUGCAGCGCACAAAGGGACAUAAACAUACGACUUUCAAUUAUAUGUGGUGGAUGUGGACACCUGUAGAUGAAUGAUCAUUUCAGCCAUGAUGGCCGACCAGCCUCCACCAUUGGAAUCAACCCCUAUAUUGAAUGAUGUGCCACUUCUACCUCACAUGGUGAAUGGGGAUAGCACACAACAGCCUCUUUAUUUGCAGGUUAUACUGGUACAAGUGAACCCAGGGGAAACCUUUACAAUACGCACAGAAGAUGGGCAUUUCCGAUGUAUUCCAGGCCCAGCACAUGUUCCUAUGAUGUCACCAAAUGGCUCAAUGCCGCCUAUCUUUAUGCCACCUGGUUAUGUAUCUCAGGUUGUGGAAGAAAAUGGAAUGCGCAAAGUCUUGGUCUUACCACAUUCAGCAGAGUUUCAUCCAUCAAUGCAUCCACAUCCUCACGUGGCACACUAUAUGCACCAUCCUCACGCUCUGCUCCCUCACCCUCCACAUCCUGUUUACCCCCCAGUGUCUGCAACAGGAGAGAUACCACCCCAGUUUAUCCACCAACACCCUCCUCCCCCGCCACACAUAUUCCAGGAUCAAGAUGCACGUUCCCACACAAGGCAAAGUUUUAUACAGAGAGAUGAACGAACCAUGAAAAUGCAGGAGCAGCUUCGGAAAAGAUUAAAAGACCGACAAAUUAGUGGGCAUAGUAAUAAUAAGCUAAACAGUCCGCCUCCCUCCCCACACAAAGCACACAUUGCUGCCAAUGCACAAAUACAGAAUGGAUACUCCAAACCACAGCAUCUGUCAGCAGGAGCCAUAAAACUGAAGCAAACGGCAAAGACUAGAGGCAGUCCACCUUCUGAUCCGGAAACUCUCGAUGGAGAAAUGGAACCUAAAAAGUUACAGGAUAUGGUCCAUGCCAUGAAUAAACCUGCUGUUUCUGGUUUAGAAGCUCGUUCGGCCAUCUUAUGUUAUAGUGUUCACACAAGUACACAAAAUCGUGAUAGCCCAUCUAAUCUUUCACCGGCUGCAAUAAUUUAUGAGGUGACCAUAUCCAACAGUGGCAAGAAUGGAAAAUUCAAACUUGUCUACUUAGGUGAAGCUGCAACCUGCACCCUGACGGACCUUCGGCCAGCAACAGACUACCAUGUUAGAGUAUCUGCCACAAGUCCACCUCUAGAAGGCUCCAUUUCGGAUAUUGUCAGUUUUACUACCGAAAGCUGUGAACCAGAUACACCUGCUCCUCCUAAACUCUCAAACCGAAGUAGAAACUGUUUGAAUCUUCAGUGGAAGGCUUCGAAUGACAACGGUUCAAAGAUCAAUGGAUUUCUGCUGGAAUGGGAUGAGGGAAAACAGGGACCAUUUAAAGAGUGCUACUUUGGACACCUUAAACAGUACCGGUUAACAAAGCUGUCUCCUUCCACAAAAUAUGCCUUUCGAAUAGCGGCCAAAAAUGAUAUAGGAAUGAGUGGCUUCAGUGAGACAGUGAUCUAUUGCACAGCAGGCUGUGCUCCACCAGCACCACUGCCACCAAAGCUCCUUCAUUCUGGCAUCACCUGGCUAUCAUUAAGCUGGAGUCCGCCCAGUGAUACAUCUGUGGAUGAUAGCCUGGCAUUCAUAUUAGAAAUGGAAGAAGAAGGUUCAGGGUAUGGUUUUAAGCCAAGACACAAUGGUGAAGAAUUCUCAUGCACUUUAAAAAACCUGAGAAGGAAUACGUCUUACAAGUUUAGGGUUUUUGCAGUUAACAAUGAAGGCAAAAGUAAUCCUAGUGAUAUUGUCGAAUUCACAACUUCACCUGACAAACCCGGCCCUCCUAGCAAACCAAGUAUAAAGGGAAAAAUUCAUGCGCACAGUAUAAAAGUCACUUGGGAUAGUCCUAAAGAUAACGGAGGAUCCGAUGUGACCAAAUAUUUCCUUGAAAUCUCGGAAACACCAAACGGAAGCAAAUGGGAAGUGAUAUAUAGUGGGUCUUCUACAGAACACGUGUGUGAUCAUCUGAAACCUGGCACAUGCUAUAAAUUAAGAGUAUACUGCAUGAAUAUCAUGGGCUCUAGUCCAGCUUCGGAUAUAUCAACGGUCCAGACGUCUAUUGUACCUCCAGGUCUUUGCCAGCCCGUACAACUGUGUGGGAAAGCCAAACCUAAGGAACUGAGUCUGCAGUGGACUCCUCCUUCUUCAGACGGUGGCUCAGCAGUGACAACUUACACUGUUGAGAUGGAAAAAUCUGAACAAGAAGAUCGUGCCGCAGUGUACCAGGGCCCAGAGCUUGAAUGCACAGUAAGCGACCUCCUGCCAGGACAGUCCUAUUGCUUUUGGAUCAAAGCCACAAAUAAAGCAGGGUGUGGACCUUAUUCACCUAAAUCAGAAUUUUGCACAGCUCCAGGUCCUCCUGAUAGAUGCAAAAUGCCAAUGCUGAUUUGUAAGACUGCAAACUGUGUCCUAGCCAGCUGGGAGAUCCCUAUGUGUAAUGGUGCAGAUGUAACAGAAUACAGGCUAGAAUGGGGGAGAAUAGAAGGUUGUAUGCAAAUAAUUUACAGUGGCGCGUGUCCCAGUUAUGAAAUCAAAGGAUUGACACCUGCUACCACUUAUUACUGCAGAGUUCAGGCUAAUAACAUAGCUGGUGCUGGACUGUUUGGUGACACAGCCAUGAUUACAACUCCAGCAUCUGUACCUGCUGCCGUUCCAUUUGUGCAAGUAGUAGAUGAAGAACUAUUAGAAGCCUCACUUCCCUCACCAUCCGAGUGCCUUGCUAUCCAGUGGAAAGAGCCAUGUUGCAAUGGGUCAGAGAUCACUGGGUACAACGUAGAAUAUGGGGAGAAGCAGCAACUAACUGUUGACUGUGUUACUAGUUGUAUUCUGCAAAAUCUGGUCCCUGAUCGGACCUACAGAAUAAGAAUUCAGGCCAUAAACAGCUUGGGUGCUGGACCAUUCAGCACUUCUAUCAAGGCCAAAACCAAGCCUCCACCUCCAAACCCUCCCCAUCUGGAAUGUGUGGUCUUCAGUCACCAGAGCCUUAAGUUGAAAUGGGGUGAUGGUUCGAGUAAAGCAUUAGCAUCUGAGACCUCCCAAUUCAAUUUACAAAUGGAGGAUAAGUCCAGCAGGUUUUUUACAAUCUACAAUGGGCCCUGCCAUACGUACAAGAUGCAGAGGUUAAAUGAGUCCACUACAUACAACUUCAGGAUCCAGGCAUUUAAUGAUGCAGGGGAAGGGCCUUUCUCUCAAGUUUACAGUUUUGCUACAACCAAAUCUCCGCCAGCGGCAUUAAGAGCACCCAAAGUGCAGCAGAUUGAAAGUCAUUCAUGUGAAGUUACUUGGGAGCCUUUGCAGCCCAUGAGAGGAGAUGCCAUUGUUUACACGCUUCAACUUACCAGCGGGAGAGAUGUUGAACAGGUUUACAAAGGACCCGACACCUCGUUCAGUUUUACAAACUUUCAAACAAACUGUGAAUACCGGUUUCGAGUUUGCGCUGGUCGGCAGUACCACGAUCUUGCUGGGUUGCAGGAGUUGUAUGGACCUUACAGUCCAAGCACCACAUUCUCAUCUCAAAAACAAGAAUUGGUUCUUAAUUGUGCCAACGCUACGACAGAAACCACAAAGACCAAGAGGAAGCCUUUAAGCGAUGAGCAGUUUGCGGUGCUACUCCUUCUGGUUUUUGCCAUUGUGGCUUUCCUGUUUGCUGUUGUUAUUCAGUACUUUGUAAUCAAAUAGCCACACUCCGUGCAACUAUUCUCCCCUUCCCUUAUAUUUAUGUUUUAAUGCCUUGAGCGCCACAGAGAUUUCCAGCAACAUUGCAUUGCAAACCUCUCUGGAGCCCAAGGGAUUAAUGAUUCUUAUUAAACUUAUUGAUGGAAAUGAUUGUAUUAUAUAUAAGUGCAUUUCCAUUUGUGCUGCUUACUCAUUGAGAGGCAGGAUUAGCAUAAUCCUCCCUACACUUGGAACAUAAAGCAUCAUGAAACUCUUAGAAAGGGAAUCCAGUCCUGCCUCUAGGGCCAUGGUGUAAUAUGCCUUAAUACACUUUGCCAAGGUGUUGCUGUUCGUUUAUUUGGAACAUUUGCUUUUAAAGCAUGCCCUUUUUAAAUGUUCAGCCUUUGUAUUAGUGGUAGCUAAUAAAAGAAACCAUUUUGUUAAACAUAAAAGUAUUAGCGUCCAUUCUCAUACUGAACUUGGGUUUUUAAAAAGAUGAAAGGUUUUGUUAGUGAAAGAUGAAACAGAUCUCAGACAAGUAGGCAAGCUUGCACAGAACUUAACAAGCUAGAGCUGUUAUCUCUGGCCUUUAUGAUGUAUAUUGUAACUGGAACAGCCAAUUGUAAAUCAUCUUGGUGGUUUUAACUAGAUGAUCUUUACAUCUAAGUGAAAUUGUCAAGUACUGAUUAAGUCCAUAGCACCUUAUUUAAUUCAACAUGUACCGUAUAUCUCCCCUUGUAUAAUAAUAAGUAACGUUCAGUGCUGAUACACGAGUUCAUUUAUUUUUUUAGGGGAAAAAAAAGUAUAUGUUGAAGCUCUCAGAAAUAAAGUAGAGAUAAUAAGCGAAGCAUAGCUUUUAUCAUAUGCAAUUAGUAUUGUAUAUACAUGUGUUGAAAUGUGCCUUGUUUAAGAACAGUAUGUAUAAUAGCUGUGUUAUAUACACAUACAGAGGAACAACAAGGUUAGUUACACGACUUUUCUCAUAAAUGUGUUUUAUUUAAUAAGUGCUUGAUUUAUGUAUUUACUUGACCCCAAUCGAAGCAUUUAUGGAAUAAACCACAUUUCUUUCCAAAACCAUGGCAUCCUUAACUUGCAAAUGAAUACCUGUGAUCAAAACGUGCCAGCCAGGGAGAGGUGGGUGCUUCUGGCUUUUUCUAAGUGUGUAGACUGAGCACGCUGGAUUUAAGUAGAUACAAUCUUAUGAUCUUCUCUAGACCAGCCAACCAGAUUUAAAACCCAAUUACUGAAUAAAGUAACUGGGCAACUGAUUUAAACAGAUUUCUAAUCCAAGUUACACCUCUAUGGUACAAUCACAUUCAAGCAGAGCCAUUCUUUUUACCAGUCCUUUCCACAGAAACAUGAGACGAUAGUAUAUAUUUUUUAACCCGUCAGUCGGGAAGUUCAGUCAUGUGAUUGAAGCCAAUUAUACAUCUCUAGUGGAGCGGAGAAGAAAAGUGGAUUUAAAUUAAAGUUUGGUGCUACUGCCAAAAUCAGCAUACAAUUAAAAGUAUUGCAUGGGCCUUAGGGCAGAGACACGCUCAGAUCCGGGGAGAUUAGUCGUCCGGCGACAAAUCUUCUCUUCUUCGGGGCAACUUAUCUUUCUGAACUGCCUCCUGCUGGCUAGAAUGUGAAACGUCGGUGGGAUGGUAAUCGGUGCACUUCGUUUUUUGAAGUCGCCUCACGAGAAAAUUUGCAUUCAUACCCGGCGGGAGGCAGUUCGGGGAGAUUAGUCGCCCCGAAGAAGAGGAGAUUUGUCGCUGGGCAACUAAUCCCCCGAAUCUGAGCAUGCUCCCUGCCACCUCUGGAAGAAGCGUUGCCUACAUUUAUAGGCAUUAUCUAAAGCCUUUCAUUGACGUACGUCAACUUUCCACAAAAUGAUAAUACUACCAUUGCAGGACAGCGCCUUAUGACCCAUACUGUGUAUCAGAAUUUAGUUUUUUUUGUAUAUAUUUAUAUAUACCAUGACCUACUUUGCAUUUCAAUUACAAAAAAGUACUGUGCUUCUCAAGAAUACAUUGCAGCACUUUCUGUACAAGCACAGGUUUGUCUUUACGGAGGGAAAAAAAAAAAGUGCAUUUAUUAUAAAUGUUACACUAUUUGGCUCAAACUGAGCAAGUAUAUGUUUUUAUAAUGUCUGUAAUCUAAGUAAUAAAGAAGACGCACGAUUUUUUUUAAGAGAUGCCCAGAUUAUGUAUUAUCUACUAACCUAAAUAUUUUUACGUAUAAAAUGUUUUUGUAAGAAAAUUAUCAUGCUGAUAAUAUAUAUAAAUAUAUAAAUAUACAUUCCAUCACUUUAUAUUUAAGAUUUGUUUUAGAGCUCACAAUAUUUCAUUGGUAUUAAAUAUUUUCUUUCCGUCAGUGUGGAUUACGAUCCAGGAAUGUUGGUAUAUUUGAAAGCUGGAAUGUACCAAUAGGUCUGGCCUUAGAAUAAAAGCAUUGCCGUCAACGUUAUCCAAGAAUUCAAACAAUAACCGACACCCCUACUAUCAAAGUUAACAUGGCAUGUAAAAUGAAUGUCAGCCAUGUCCUGUUAAUCACUGACCAUUCGUUUCACGGUUGAAAUAUUCCAGUUCAUACAAAUCAUGCAGAAUUCUGCAUUUAUAUGUAGAAAGUAGUCCCUUUUUUUUAUACAUAGUGGAUAUUAUUUGUAUUGCUCUGUUCCAUGCCAAUCACCUAUGAGUAUUUCUGCAUAUCAUUUCAUUUAUGAAUAUUUUAUCAUAACAUAUACUGCCACUUUCUUUCCUUACAGUAGAUGUAUGGUGCAAUCUAAAAUGUUACUCUCACAAGUGUACUCUGAAUGGUAUUCUAUUUAUUUUGAUUAAGGUUGAAUGUAAUUGUUUUACUCGUAGCAAAUCUCUGUUAGUGAAAUAAUUUGCAUUAUUUUUAACCGUAUUCCUGACCAAGAGACCAUCCCCAUAUUAGUGCAAUACACUAUGGGUCCCUCUGGCAAGGAAUGGUUUUGUGUCUUUAUAUUUGUUUGUACGUCAUUACCUACAUUUCUAUACACAUGAUGUUGUCUUUCGGCCGCAGACAUGUUUACAUUUUAAUCUUUCUAUUUUAAUAUAUAUUUUUAUGUAAGGAACACCAGUGCUAGUUUGCAUGUUGAUUCAUAUCAAACCGCACGUGUGACCAUUCAUAUGUUUAUUGCUAGAGCAUUCUAUAACUCAGAAAGUUGUACUGUAUUUUUUAUUUUAAUUGUCUUGUCAAAAUAUGAUGUAACCCAUGUUUGAGGUGGCCUUGUGCCCUGAAAUGACCAGGCAGUUUUUACUUCCCCCCCCCCCCCUCCAUUGCUGCCUGAAUAUAGGAGUAUCUGUUGGCUUUUCAGAUGAUAGUCUGCAGUCUCCCUGCAAUUGGUUGGUUUAGGUAUUUUGUUGAGGCAUUGGCUGAUACGGAAGUGAUACGGAAGACUGCAUAUCUGCUUGUUUGACCCAUCUGCCAUGGGUUAGGAUAGGACUUCAUGAACGUUUUCGGCGCAAUCCGACGUGCUGCAAAAAAAACUCAUGUAACAAAUCGCAUGCAACGGAAAUAAGGUAAGAGAUAGAAAUGUCGGAUGAAGUCGCAGCGUUGAUCCAACACGACUGUCUGAUGCAGAUGCUGCAUCUGACAGUCGUGUCACGUUGGAUCAACGCUGCGACUUCAUCCAACAUUUCUAUCUCUUACCUUAUUUCCGUCGCAUGCGAUUUGCUGCAACGCGUCGGAUUGCGCCGAAAACGUCCGUGUAGUCCUACCCUUACUGUUAUAGGGGCAUCAGUGUAGGUUUAACAAGAUACAGUUCUGCAGUGCAUGAAGCAUGCUGAUUUUCCUCUGCCUGGUAAAGCCUGUGUAAGUCAAUGGUUGACUCAAACUAUUUUGAGUAGUUCAUAUCAUUUGGCAAUUUCCGACUUGUUUGAAAGAUCAUCUGUCCAUGUGUUGGGGGGCCUUGAGCAUGCAUGUUAAAUAAUCUCAGUCUGGUAGAGUUGAUUAUUCAGAAUGUAAAACUAGGUUAGCGGGUUGCCACCAUAGCCACAUCUGCUAGAUUCAUUCGCUCAAACAGAACAGGGUUAAGCUUCAAUUAGCUGUGCAAAAUAUCCUUUUUUUUUUGGAAAUACAGAGAAAAAAUGCCCAGUUGUAUCCAGCUUUGGCAGGGAAUAUAUUAACAAAUAUAUGUGUGAAUGUUCCAUUGGUCUGUUUCAUAUGGGAGCAAUAUGCAAUUAAUCAUUAGCUUCUGCUUAAUGCCGCCUUUGUAGUUUUUCACUUGUUAAACGCUACUACCCCAGAAUCUACAUCCAGCCAACAACUGGCCUAGAAUUCUGGGAAUUAAUAGUUCAGGAUCUAGAAGGCCAUGAUUUUUAGACUGCCAACACCCUAAAGCUGGCCAUAGACGCAAAAGA